AGAACGCUGUUAGGAAAUGUGUGCAUGCUCCUGAACCCUGAGUGGUUCUGGUUUCUUGUAAUCUUCGCCUCCCAUUGGGCGGAGUGAGGGCCUUUAAGAGCAGCUGGAAUGCAGUUCCCCUGAUCAGCGCAGCCAGUUGUUGCCCGUCUGAACCUCUGCCAGUCUUGGAGAGCAGUGCUCUGAGCUCAAACCAGCGGGCCUCAUUCUGCACCCUUCACCACCACCCUUCUCGCCGGAGCAACAAGCAGCUCCCAGCGGGAAAGAAAUUUCCCACCUGUCCAGCCAUGGGAGAGGACGCUGCACAAGCCGAAAAGUUCCAGCACCCGGGUUUUGACAUGGAGCAGGAGAAACCACCGAGCCCCAGUCCGAUGCCCUCCUCCACGCCGAGCCCCAGCCUGAACCUGGGACACACGGAGGAGGCCAUCCGGGACAACUCGCAGGUGAACGCCGUCACGGUGCUCACGCUCCUGGACAAGCUGGUGAACAUGCUGGACGCGGUGCAGGAGAAUCAGCACAAGAUGGAGCAGCAGCAGAUCAGCCUGGAGGGCUCCGUGAAGGGCAUCCAGAACGACCUCACCAAGCUCUCCAAGUACCAGGCCUCCACCAGCAACACGGUGAGCAAGCUGCUGGAGAAGUCCCGCAAGGUCAGCGCCCACACGCGCGCGGUCAAGGAGCGCAUGGAGAGGCAGUGCGCGCAGGUGAAGCGCCUGGAGAACAACCACGCCCAGCUGCUUAGACGCAACCAUUUCAAAGUGCUCAUCUUCCAGGAAGAAAAUGAGAUCCCUGCCAGUGUGUUUGCAAAGGAGCCAGUUUCUAGCCCAACGGAAGGGAAGGAGGAGCUUGCUGAUGAGAACAAGUCCCUGGAGGAAACCCUGCACACGGUGGACCUCUCGUCAGAUGAUGAAUUGCCCCACGGUGAGGAGGCCUUGGAAGACAGUGCAGAGGAAAAGACGGAGGAAAGCAGGGCAGAGAAACUAAAAAGAUCCAGCCUCAGGAAAGUGGAUAGCCUCAAGAAAGCCUUUUCUCGCCAGAACAUUGAGAAAAAGAUGAACAAGCUGGGCACAAAGAUCGUAUCUGUAGAGAGGAGAGAGAAAAUUAAGAAAUCUCUCACGCCAAAUCACCAGAAGAUAUCCUCAGGGAAAGGCUCCGCCUUCAAGGUUUCUCCCCUCACUUUUGGUCGGAAGAAAGUCCGAGAGGGAGAAAGCCCCACAGAGAAUGAGACCAAGUCGGAAGACAUGCCUAGCAGUGAGCAGAUGCCCACCGAUCAGGAGGAGGGCUCGCUUGCAGAGGGUCUUUCCGAGGCGUCCCUCCCCGGAGCCCUGGGGGACGGGGAGAGGGCAGAGGGGGCUGCUGAGAAGAUGGCUUUGAGGGGAAGUAACUCGGGGAUGGACAGCAACAUCGACCUUACUAUUAUGGAAGAUGAAGAAGACGAGUCAGUGGCUCUGGAACAGGCGCAGAAGGUGCGCUACGAAGGUGGCUACAUGCUAACGUCCGAGGAGACAGAGCGGUCGGAUGAGGAGCCCGCACAGCCGGCUGUGCUGCGGGUGCACCAGACCGCGUGAGUGCACAGCCCCCUGAGCGCACCAGACCGCCUGAGUGCACAGCCCCCUGAGCGCACCAGACCCCGUGAGUGCACAGCCCCCUGAGUGCACAGCGCCCUGAAUGCACAGCUCCCUGAGUGCGCCAGACCGCCUGAGUGCACAGCCCCCUGAGCGUACAGCCCCCUGAGUGCACAGCGCCCUGAAUGCACCAGACCGCCUGAGCUCACCAGACCGCCUGAGUGCACAGCCCCCUGAGCGCACCAGACCGCCUGAGUGCACAGCCCCCUGAGUGCACCAGACCGCCUGAGUGCACCAGACCGCCUGAGCACACGGCCCCGAGUGCACAGCCCCCUGAGUGCACAGCGCCCUGAAUGCACAGCUCCGAGUGCGCCAGACCACCUGAGUGCACAGCCCCCUGAGUGCAUAGCCCCCUGAGAGCACCAGACCGCCUGAGUGCACAGCCCCCUGAGCCCAGCCGGUGCUGCCAGUCAAGGGGCCACCAGGGCCCGGAAGCAACUCCUGCACGGCCGCAGAACUACCCGCUCACGACUGUGCCCCUGUGCGGGCCGUGGUAACUUACCACGUAGUAACAGCAUAGGAAAGACCAAGGUUUACUAUGAAAGUGACCUGUCAGAGGUCCACAUUUUAUUUGCUCUUAGGUUCUGGUUCUGUAGAAUUUCUCCGAAAUUGCCAGGAAGAAGACGUGGAGUAGUUAAAAAACACUGAUCCAUUUGGCUUAGUCAGAAAAACCAGAGGCUUCUUAAGAUACUUGCCAUGAAAUGCGAUUCAUUUAUUUGUCAUUCUCUAUGCUUGCUGAGUAGUGUACCAGUAAUAUGUUGAAUUCCCAUAGCUGUCUGUGAAUCUAAUUAUUACUCGUUAGGUGUAUGAUAUAUAAUAUACAUAAAUAUGUAAGCUAAAGACAUAACUAAAUAUUUUAAGAAAACAUUUGCAAGAAGCAGAAGAGAAUGUUCAGUUGAUUAUUCACUUAGAAACCACUGUUUUAUUGCAAACAAAGGAAAAAUUGAAAGACUGUAAUAGUGAGCUAAGAAAGGAAGAUAUGUAGUAAAGAGUCAGAACUAUAAGAAAACUAAGGAGGAAAACUUGGAAAAUAAGAGAAACAGAAAACAAAGAAUGUCAAAGAGAAUGAAGACAGAGAAAAAAGUAUGUGCUUAAAAGUAAAAUAUUUACAAUAUUAGCUUAACUAUUUUACUCCUUAAGUAACAAUACUAAAGAAGUUCAUAUGUCCUGGAAUAAUAUGUUAUGUGUUCACAAUAUUUUUAUUUUCUAAUAUUUUCAAAUACUCAUAACAAACAUAUUUACAGUGUUAAAGCUGCAUUUUUUUCUUAGUAAAUAAAAGAUAUUACAAAUAUUUCUCUAAGGAAGUUCAAAGGGAUGUUGUCUUUUUAACAUUGGAAUGAAUAUAAAUCUUCAAAAAAUAAUAUUUACUGCCAUUGAUAGGAAGGUGUAUCAUACUAUUCUUUAAUAUAAUAUUUUCCAGAUUUGAAAUAACCCUUACUACAAAUGAUGUCAUGUAGGUUUAUAAAAUGUUACAAUCUAUACGUCUGGGAAGGUUUUUCCUUUUUUUGUACGUAAUGGUAAUUUCAUUCCAGGUCGUAUUUAUAUGUUAAUUUCACAGAAUAUUAAUAUAUUUCUUAACUACUUAAAGCAUGCUAGUGUUUUAUGUACACAUUUAUUCAGAUGGUAAUUUUUUACUGUUGCCUAACAUUAUACUAAAAUAUUGCUUUAUCUAUUUUCAGUUACAAAAUGCUAAUGUUUUGUUAAAUUAUAGUUUAAAGACAGUUAACCAGGGAACAAAUUUCCUACCUUUAUUAUGUAACACUAUAAGUAACUUACAAAUAGAGGUAAUAUAAGACAAUAUUAACUAUGCUUUGUCUUUAACAAAAAGGAUAGGAUUAACAAACAUGUUGGUAACGUAACCUAUUCAGCUAUGUCCUUAUUUUUGUGAUAAUGUAACCUCAAAUAUUGGAUUGUUGAACUAACAAAGGCUAUGUUAAAGAAGAUUAAAUAAACUAAAAAAUAAAAAGUA
This is a messenger RNA of Galeopterus variegatus (Sunda flying lemur), 3588 nucleotides long. RefSeq names its product serum deprivation response (gene CAVIN2). The record is from RefSeq and is a predicted model, not a curated record. Gene Ontology annotation, cellular component: cytoplasm; caveola. NCBI's taxonomy places the organism in Eukaryota, Metazoa, Chordata, Mammalia, Dermoptera, Cynocephalidae. The coding region runs from base 285 to 1562 and encodes 425 amino acids. Gene Ontology annotation, molecular function: protein kinase C binding. The transcript has 2 exons.